This is a messenger RNA of Brassica rapa (field mustard), 612 nucleotides long. RefSeq lists its product as uncharacterized. Lineage: Eukaryota; Viridiplantae; Streptophyta; Magnoliopsida; Brassicales; Brassicaceae. The record is from RefSeq and is a predicted model, not a curated record.
AUGUAUUCGCGUGGAACCAAUAAACCAACUAUUGUAUUGGAGGCCGUAGCUUCAUAUGACCUCUGGAUAUGGCACGCGUUUUUUGGAGCUCCAGGUACUAUGAACGACCUUAAUAUUCUUGAUCGAUCACCCGUUUUUGACGACAUUAUUAACGGAAUAGCCCCAGAAGUAAAUUUCAAUGUGAAUGGGAAUCAGUAUCAUUUGGCAUAUUAUCUCACGGACGGUAUUUAUCCGAAAUGGGCGACUUUUAUUCAAUAUAUCCGACUACCACAAGGUCAGAAGAAUUCAUUAUUCGCUCAAACCCAAGAAGCUGUGAGAAAAGAUGUCGAGCGUGCCUUUGGAGUCCUGCAAGCUAGAUUUGCCGUAGUCCGAAACCCAUCUCAGUUAUGGGAUAAAGAGAAGAUUGCAACUAUUAUGAGAGCAUGUAUCAUUCUCCAUAAUAUGAUUGUCGAAGAUGAACGAUCAGCAUCCACUCAGUAUGACCUUGAAGAAUUUCAAGAAAGGGAAGAGGUGGAUACAUUUUCCGUCAAUAUGCCUUCAAAUCUCGAGGAUUCUAUCGGAAUCUCCUCUGCUCAUGAUAUCCAGAAAAUCUCAUGGUAUUGUGAGAGAUAA